GAGCUGUGUUUCUAAUUCUAUCAGCUUUACCUGGCAUUACUGCCAUCACACAUCAACAACGGAGUGUGAGAAAGUCUGCUAUGUUCUUAUUGGUGAAGAACUGUUUUGACUGUCAUCAAGGAUGUGAACACUGAGUGUUUCUGGCCCUUGACACUAUCCAAUACGUUAUAUGGUGUUUACAGGUGAAAUAAGAAUAAUGUUGCUGGCACUCUGUGAGCUCAGUGAUUCCUCAGAACUCUCAAGAAGUGAGCAAAUGAGAUAGAAACAUGGCACUACUGAUAGUACUGAUUACCUGUUUUGUGAUUAUUUUUGCUACUUCCCAGCCUUGCCAGACCCCUGGUGACUUUGUGGCUGCCACUUCUCCAGGGCACAUCAUGAUUGGAGGUUUGUUUGCCAUUCAUGAAAAAAUGCUGUCCUCAGAAGACUACCCCAGAUGGCCAGAAAUCCAGAAGUGUGUUGGCUUUGAAAUAUCAAAUUUUCUUCAAACUCUUGCCAUGAUACACAGCAUUGAGAUGAUCAAUAAUUCAACACUAUUUUCUAGAGUCAAACUAGGGUAUGAAAUCUAUGACACUUGCAUAGAUGUCACAGAGGAAAUGGCAGCUGCUCUGAGGUCUAAGUUCAACUGCUCCAGAGAAAUCGCGGAGUUUAAGUGUGACUAUUCCAGAUCCAUGCCAAGGGUUAAGGCUGUCAUAGGUGCUGGCUACACAGAAAUAACCUUGGCUGUCUUCCAGAUGUUGAAUUUACAGCUCAUGCCACAGGUGAGUUAUGAAUCAACUGCAGAAACCCUAAGUGACAAAAUUCACUUUCCUUCAUUUUUACGGACUGUGCCCAGUGACUUCUACUAGACUAAAGCAAUGGUCCACCUGAUUCAGAAAUGUGGAUGGAACUGGAUUGGCAUCCUAACCACAGAUGAUGACUAUGGACGACUGGCUCUCAACACUUCUGCAAUUCAGACCUCAACAAAUAAUGUGUGCAUAGCCUUCAGAGAAGUUCUCCCAGCCUUCCUCUCAGAUAAUACCAUUGAAGUCAGGAUCAGUCAGACACUUGAGAGAAUCAUAGCAGAAGCUAUGUUACUUGAUGUACUGAAAAAUGUGACGUUCACAGAUGGAGGGAGUUCAUUUCAUUUUGAUGCCCAUGGAGAUAUGAAUACUGGAUAUGAUGUUGUGCUCUGGAAGAUCAACAGCCACAUGACUAUUGCCAAGAUGGCACAAUACGACCUGAAGAAUGAUGUCUUCAUUGUCACAGACCAAGGAACAAAAAAUGAGUUCAGGAAUCUUAAGGUAAUUUUGCUGUUGGCUGCUUUGUAGCAUUCAAAUCAAUUGGUACUUCAACUGCAAAAGUC
Messenger RNA from Orcinus orca (killer whale), 1342 nucleotides. It is a transcript of the gene GPRC6A, whose product is annotated as G protein-coupled receptor class C group 6 member A. Gene Ontology annotation, molecular function: G protein-coupled receptor activity. The record is from RefSeq and is a predicted model, not a curated record. NCBI's taxonomy places the organism in Eukaryota, Metazoa, Chordata, Mammalia, Artiodactyla, Delphinidae. Gene Ontology annotation, biological process: G protein-coupled receptor signaling pathway. Gene Ontology annotation, cellular component: membrane.